This is a messenger RNA of Saprolegnia diclina VS20, 1118 nucleotides long. RefSeq lists its product as hypothetical. The coding region runs from base 6 to 1076 and encodes 356 amino acids. The record is from RefSeq and is a predicted model, not a curated record. The transcript is spliced from 2 exons. NCBI's taxonomy places the organism in Eukaryota, Oomycota, Saprolegniomycetes, Saprolegniales, Saprolegniaceae.
CGUCGAUGCACCCAACGUCAAAAACAACAACGCCGCCGAGCAUGAUGCUUGCGUCGUCGACGACAAGCGACGAGACGAAGGCACAGUCGGCGCUCGAGAAGAAGCGGCUCUACAACAAGCACCGGAAUCGUGCAUUCCGGCGGCUGGAAGCCGAAGAAAAGACGCACUUGACGCACGAAAUCGAGCAACUGGAGGCUAGAAUUGUGCACUUGCGGCACACGAAGCCCGCGAGCGCGCUUACGUGGCGUGAUAUCGCCACGGUCUUUGUCGCCGAGCUUAGCGAAAGCCAAGCGCAGGCUUCGGCCCUCCGCGUCCGCGUCAAGCGCUACGUCGCCACGCGCAAGGCUCUAGAAAAGUGGCUGCAGCAUGCUACGCCGACGGGCGCUACAACACUGCUCGCCCACAACGAGGCGCGCCAGAUUGCGUACGACUGGAUUGGCCAGCGGCUCUGGCACAACGUCCCAGCAGUGCUGUCGAGCGUGGACGCACUACCAAGCAGCGACGGCCGCCACACGGUCGUCAAGCCGGUGGGGGACUCGUACCAAAUGACCACGUGGAGCGACCGCGUCGAGCGCAUGCCGCUGCACGACGUCGCCAAGGGCCUCUACGCCGUUCAUUUCCAAGCCGACGGCGCUGCGAUUCUGGACACGCCGGGCACCGACAUGGUGUACCUGCGCUUGCCCUCGACGUUUGGCGCACUCCGAGCGCAGCCGUUUGACGAAAAUGUCCUCGUGUGCCAAUGGGCCAUCGACGACGCGCGCUACGUGGUGUGUGCGCAGAGCGUUGUGAGCGACGAGCUGCACCAGUCCAGUCCGCUCACGCAACAGUGGACGAGCUGGACGAUCGCGGACCGCGUGGAUGCGCACUCGACUCGUGUCGUGCACUGUCGGAUCAUGGGCGGGUUGAGGCAAGGUGACGGCACACAGAUGCCAUUUACGCUCGAGGAACCAAACAUUGCCGAUGGAGACCCAAGUCAGCGGUGGCAGUUUUUGGUGCACGCAAGAGUGGACUACGCGCUGCACCUCGAGGCGCAUCAAGGCGCGCUGCUCCAGCGCGCACUGGCCCGCAGUGGCUAGCACGCACUGGCCCGCAGUGGCUAGCACGCACUUGAAAGUAAC